Clarias gariepinus (North African catfish) is the source of this 2833-nucleotide messenger RNA. RefSeq names its product Rho GTPase activating protein 19 (gene arhgap19). The transcript is spliced from 11 exons. Gene Ontology annotation, molecular function: GTPase activator activity. Lineage: Eukaryota; Metazoa; Chordata; Actinopteri; Siluriformes; Clariidae. Gene Ontology annotation, cellular component: cytoplasm. The coding region runs from base 40 to 1410 and encodes 456 amino acids. The record is from RefSeq and is a predicted model, not a curated record. Gene Ontology annotation, biological process: signal transduction; regulation of small GTPase mediated signal transduction.
CGGGUCUAGGGUGUUGGAAGUGGCAAAUUCAAACUGAACAUGGCGGCUGAGAGAGAUAAAGAAGAAAACAAACAGAGAAGAAGAGGAACAGUAUGUAACAUACUCAUAAGCCAGGAGAUGCCUCAAAGCCAGCCAGUUAUUUUCAACCCUGAUUUCUAUGUGGAGAAGCUGAGGCAUGAGAAGCCGCAGGUUUUCACCGAGCUGCUGCUGAGUAACAUAAGCAGGCUCAUUGAUUUACCUGGAGCAGAAUUUGCACAGCUCCAGGGAGAGGCAGAACUCAAGCUUCCUACUUCCACAGGCUUCCUGCGCCUACCCAACUUCCUGAAGCGUAAAGAGAAAGGAGUAAUAUUUGGAGCACCUUUAACAGAGGAAGGCAUUGCCCAAAUUUACCAGCUCAUAGAGUACCUUGGAAAAAACCUACAUGUGGAGGGCCUGUUCCGUGUGCCGGGGAACAGCAUCAGACAGCAGGCGCUAAGGGAGCUGCUCAACAGUGGUGCAGAUGUCGACCUGGACACAGGGGAUUACCACCCACAUGACGCGGCCACACUCCUAAAAGCUUUCCUGGGGGAGCUGCCCGAGCCGCUGUUGACUCAUCGCCAUUAUCAUGCACACCUCAAAAUAGCCGAAAUCACAUUGUUUGAUGAGAAAGGUAACAAAACGUCUGUGCCGAACAAAGAACGUCAGCUAGAAGCGCUGCAGCUUCUCUUCAUGCUGUUGCCUCCAGCCAACCGCAGCCUUCUCAAACUCUUGUUGGACCUGCUCUAUCAGACCGCCAAGCAGCAAGAAAAAAACAAAAUGUCUGCCUUCAACCUGGCACUCAUGUUCGCACCGCAUAUCAUAUGGCCCAAAAAUGUGACUGCAAAUGACCUGCAAGACAACAUGAAUAAGCUGAACAACGGCAUUGCGUUCCUUAUCAAGCACUCCCAGAAGUUGUUUCGGGCACCAGCAUAUAUCAAAGACCAUGCACGCACGCUCUUUCCCGGCCCAGAAACUCCUCAAUCAAAGGACGACUUGGAGCUGUGUGCUGGAGCCGGUGUUCGAGGCCUUCCCUCUAAAAGGAGCAGUGAGGAAGACUGUAGCGGGUGCCAGCAACACACACAGGAGGCUCUGCGUGAUCUUUUUCAGCAUGUCAGCAACAUGCCUGAAUCUACCAAGAAGAAGAAACUUAUUCGACAGUUCAACAAGCAGGGUACUCCAGUGCGUGAAAGCCCAAGACCUUCUAAUCCAAAGCAUGGUCGCUCCCGGUCAUUUGGAGGCCUCAUCAAGAGAAAAGUUUUGGGGAAUCAAGUUACAAAUGAAAGAGCUGCAUCUGGUAUGAGCCAAACCAAAGACUUGAACAAGGAAAACGGUCCUACAUCUGUCAAAAGAACUCCUCUGCCUACAGCACAGCACUCUAGUUUAAGCCUGUAAAUUUUUAUUUUGUAAAUUAAUUUUAGAUCGGGUAGGGUAGUAUUUAUUUGGCUCAAUUAACCAAUCUGACCUCCUACUUGUUGACUAUGCAAACAAGAUGAAUUUCCAAGCUGAUAACAUAAUUACAUGUUAUUUUUUUCUUUUUUUUAUCAUUAUUAUUUAAUUUUACCAGUUGCAAUUGUAAUCUGUUUAUGAAAGAUAUAUAAAAAAGGUCAAAAGAAAAAUAUUAAAAAUUGUCUCAAGUGUUAAGCAUCUACUUAGAAAAGUUAGAAAUGGAAUAUGAAUUUUGAAAAGGUCAAGCAGGAGGUUGAAGGUUUUUUUUUUUUUUUUUUUUUUUUUUGAACUUGGGAGUUGGGAGAUAUCCAGAGAUUCCGAGUUUUAUAUGCAGGUAUGUGAAUCUGACGGCCAGUGUAUCCUAAAACAUCAUUGUAACAUAUUAUAUAAUGGUUGCGUGCUAUUUUGAUGUACCGCUUGGUAUGGAUAUAAGGAGUUUGAGAUGUAAUUGUGGUCUUAUUUCAAAUCUUGCUGGCUACACAUCUAGUCACUGUUACUUAGAGUUGUUACACUGAACUGUUUGAUAUGUGAGGAUUUUUAAGGUUUAAUGUUGAAAAUUGUACUUUUGGGGGUAAAAGGGAGAUGAAUGAUGGUUGUUGCUGUAUGUCUGUGAUCAGAAUGUGUCCUAGUUUACACUUAAAAUUCAACAAGAUAUUCAACUUGUUUAGAGCCAUGUUAAGUCCCCACCAUUGGAUUUUAAUUUCUUUUCAUGCUGUGAUUGAUGUAUGCGCCAUCACUCUGAAGCACACUGCACAUAAAUUAUCCCAAGCUCAGGACAACCAUUUACAAAAGAGUUGAUUUAAAAUCACCCUUGAUUUAUCAUUGUGCUCAAUGUAGACUUAAACUGACUCUUUAAUUGGGAUCUUUUUUUCUUCUUCUUUUUUUUUUUAACGCAAUAGCAUUUUGGUUUGAACCUUUUUUUAAAUAGGCAUUUUUAAACCAACUUUUAAAAUGUGAAUAAGCUUGAGCCUUUUUUAUUGUUAUUAUUUAGACUAUUAUUUCAAAUGUGUAUUGACAGUCUUGUGUUGUAAACUCUGCUUUUAUUUCUUAAACUACUGCCUAUUUUUUUUCUUUAAGGAGUUAACCACUUAUUAAUUUGAUCAAUUUUUAAAUUAUUUCUUUUAAUUAUUUUACAUGUGAAAGUGUGCUUUGUUUCAUUUUUUCAUCUCUAUAUAUCUGUGCCUUUUUUCAGUUGUACUCUUUUUUUAAUGUUACAAUGCAUUAUUCACAUCUUACCUCCAUCUUAACCAGUCAUUAAAGCUAGUAUAAGAUUUCAGCUUAAAUAUGUGAAUUAAUGUUGAUUUAAAGUCAUAGCUGUAUUGUACAUUGUGAGUCUUCGGCUUUUGACAUUAAAUCAAGAGUAUUCAAA